GAGCGAUCACGAGCCGAGCUGCAGCAUAAUCCGCCAGAUCUGCGGCGCUUAUCAGUGGCGUCCGGCUGGGAUAAAGAGAUACAGAUACAGGCGGAUCGACUGGAGGCAGACUGGGUCUGGCAUUCUAUUCCGGCAGCGGAUCGCAGCAGUUGAUCGUCGGAGAUCGAAUCGCAGGGAUUGGCGGCAGCUCCUGCAAAUGCAGAGUUCAAAAUUCAAGUGAAGUUCCCAACCAGUCAAUCCAUUCACCAUGGCCCAAGUCGAGGCGCGCACUGUGCUGUGGUACAUGACAUUCAUGGGCUUCAUCGUGAACUACAUGAUCCGGAUCAAUCUGAAUAUUACCAUUGUGGACAUGAUUGCCGGGAAGGGUGCUAUUGCCUCAAAUGAAACCCAUGAGAACUCCACGGACUUGGCUGCCCUUGCGGAACUAAAUGAACGAUUUUCGUUGGAGCGUUGGUUUUUGGACUGGGCGAAUAUCUCGUACGAAAAGAAUGGAUUUCACUGGAACGAGAGGCAGCAGGGCGCUCUGUUGGGAUCAUUUUUCUGGGCCCACUGGACUCUGCAGAUCCCCGGCGGCAUCCUGGCCACCAAGUAUGGUACUAAACUGGUCUUCGGUUGGUCCAAUGGCAUCGGUGUGUUUUGCUGCUUCCUCAUACCCCUCGUAUCGUACUGGAGCUACACGGGCUUGAUUGCCCUUCGAGUGUUCCAGGGGUGGAUAACAGGCUUGGCCUGGCCAUCGAUGCACGUGCUCACCGCCAAAUGGAUUCCGCCCAACGAGCGCAGCAAGUUUGUCAGUGCUUACUUGGGCAGCUCGGUGGGCGUUGCCCUGUUCUAUCCGAUCUUCGGCUAUAUCAUCGAUUGGACGCGAUGGGAGUGGGUCUACUAUAUCUGCGGAAUCGUGGGCACCCUUUGGUUCAUCGCCUGGCAGUUCCUUGUGUUCGAUAGUCCCGCCGAGCAUCCCCGCAUCGCGGAUUCGGAGAGGAAGUACAUCGAGAAGUCCUUGGGAGCCUCCAUUCAGGGCAAGAAGGGACCCACUCCGUGGAAGGCGAUUGCCACCUCCCGUCCGGUUUGGCUGAAUGUGGUCGCCCAGUGGGGUGGCAUCUGGGGUCUCUUCACUUUGAUGACCCAUGCGCCGACUUACUUCAGACUGAUUCACCACUGGAACAUCCGAGCGACGGGAUUCCUCUCAGGACUGCCGCAUCUCAUGAGAAUGCUCUUCGCCUACGUCUUCUCCAUGUUCGCCGACUAUCUCCUGCGGACGGAUAAGAUGAGUCGCACCAAUGUCCGCAAGUUGGCCACAUUCAUUUGCUGUGGAGUUAAAGGCUUGAUAGUCUUAGCACUAGCAUACUUUGGCUACAACGCGACGGCUGCCAUCGUGUUGGUCACAUUGGCCACCAUGCUCCACGGCGCCGUGUCAUCCGGUCCUCUGGCCUCCAUGGUCGAUCUGUCGCCAAACUAUGCGGGCAUUGUCCUGGGUGUUAGUGGAAUGAUUGGUGGAAUGCCAGGCUUCAUAUCGCCCUUCAUCGUGGGCCAACUCACCCACAAUAAUCAAACCAUUGAUGCCUGGAAGAAUGUGUUCCUGCUUAGCUCUGUGAUGCUAACAGGCAGUGGCAUCUUGUACGCGUUAUUCUCGGAAUCCAAAUUGCAGCCGUGGAACAGUGGCUGUCACCAGCUGCCCGAUUCCGGGCUGAAGGAACUCCAAAAUCUGGGAGGCGAUAAGGAGGACGAGGAGGAGAAGAAGCCUCUCAAAUCUGACCAGGAUGAGAAUAGCCCUGCCGUCGCUGAAAAGGAGACUAAAACCAAAUCUGAUAGCGAUGAAUAGUGACAUGGGGCAGUCACACUUUGUUUUAAUGGCAUUAUAACGUGUUGAUUAUGGCCACGAACCACGUCUGAUAGCGCUUAUCGUUAUUUUGUGUAAAUAAUUUCCCGUGAAUCUACAGUGUUUAGCAUCUCUAACCUCUAGAUUUAAGUGAGUUGCUACCUAUACCAUAGGAUUACUUAUCUUCUCUUCCCGAGAUUCCCUUUGUCCAACGUGCGUUUUUAGUUAAAUGUAAAUAAAAAUGUUUAUGAUUUA
Drosophila santomea is the source of this 2071-nucleotide messenger RNA. It is a transcript of the gene NaPi-T, whose product is annotated as sialin. The record is from RefSeq and is a predicted model, not a curated record. NCBI's taxonomy places the organism in Eukaryota, Metazoa, Arthropoda, Insecta, Diptera, Drosophilidae. The coding region runs from base 248 to 1819 and encodes 523 amino acids. The transcript is spliced from 7 exons. Gene Ontology annotation, biological process: monoatomic anion transport; phosphate ion transmembrane transport. Gene Ontology annotation, cellular component: plasma membrane.